AUGGGAACUCAUUAUAUUACAUCUAUUGCGACUUCUCCAUCACCUAAUAAUCCAGUGGCUUCAGGAGAACGAUGCUUAUUAUAUGGAAGGUGUAAAAUCAAGAAACAAUACACUACCAUUGGUAUUCAACAAUACCAAUGGAAUCUUCAUGCAAAAUAUAUUCACAGACGUUUUGUUUUCUUUCGACCACACAAUGUGAAUUAUAUUCGAAAUGCAAGUUUUGUGUCGAAGAGAUUUCUGUCAAACAGUUCUCCGGACUCAAUGGGUCAUGAAGAAUCUGCAAAACAUGCCAUGGAUAUUUUGUUCAGGUUUUCAAGACCUUAUGCUGCAAUGGCCACAGUUUUAAGCGUGCUUUCAACGUCUCUUGUAGCUGUUGAAAGGCUUUCGGAUAUCUCGCCAUUGUUCUAUACAAAAGUACUACAGGCAGUUUUUGGAGGCAUUUUUAUGCAAAUAUACGUUUGUGGUUUCAAUCAAAUAUGCGAUAUAGAAAUUGACAAGAUUAAUAAGCCAGAUCUUCCAUUGCCUGCUGGAGAAUUAACCAUGAAUUCAGCCAUCAUUGUGACUUUAAUAUCGGCUAUUAUGAGUUUUUCAAUCACGUGGAUUUCUCGUUCUUGGCCACUAUUUUGUGGUCUCUUUGUUUGGUUUUUGAUAGGAACCGCGUAUUCGGCCAAUGUGUUGCCACUUUUACGAUGGAAGAGGUUUCCUUAUACCGCUGUUUUAUACAUGAUAAACUCACGGGCGCUAUGCAUUCCACUUGGAUAUUACAUGCAUGUGAAGAACGCCAUUAAGGGAGGAGUUGUAGUCCUCUCAAUGCGUCACCUUUUUUCCAUCGCCAUGCUCUUCGUCUUCUCCAUUGUUCUGAUACUAUUUAAGGACAUUCCUGACAUUAAAGGAGAUGAGAUGCAUGGAAUCAAGUCGCUUGCUUCUCAGAUCGGUCCUGAACGGAUGUUUUGGAGUUGCGUUUGGUUUCUUGGAGUCGCUUAUGGUGUUGCUAUUUUGAUUGGAGCAACCUCGUCAUCUACCUGGAGCAAAUAUGUUACGAUUUUGGGUCAUUUGGUGUUGGGUUUGACACUUUGGAUACGAGCAAAAUCAGUGGAUCUGAAGAGCGUAUCAUCCAUAUCAUCCAUGUACUUAUUUCUUUGGAAGCUUUUUUAUGCUGAAUACUUUCUUCUGCCACUCGUAAGAUGAAUCAUACAAUCAAUAUCAUUAUGAAUGUCAAAGAUGUUUGUGUGUAACAAAAUUUGUUUGCUUCAAUUGUAUCUUCUUCUCUUGAAAUGAUUACCCAUAGAUAUUUUUGUAGAUAAAAGAUUUGUAGCCUUAUUUGUUUUGUUUUUUUUUUAAUUAUUGUUUAUACAUUACGGAAAGAUCGAUUCCACAAGUAGUAUUGAU
Messenger RNA from Lactuca sativa (garden lettuce), 1389 nucleotides. RefSeq names its product homogentisate phytyltransferase 1, chloroplastic. Gene Ontology annotation, molecular function: prenyltransferase activity. The record is from RefSeq and is a predicted model, not a curated record. Gene Ontology annotation, cellular component: membrane. NCBI's taxonomy places the organism in Eukaryota, Viridiplantae, Streptophyta, Magnoliopsida, Asterales, Asteraceae.